AUGGGAGACUCGGAGUUAGUGAUUAAACAAGCAUCAAAAGAGUACAAGUAUGUUAAAGAAAAUUUAAUCAUGUACUUUGUGGUCACCAUUAGAUUACUCAAGAGGUUUGAGCAAGUCAAUCUCCAACACAUUCCACGACAAGAAAACCAAAGAGCAAAUGAUUUGGUGCAGGAGGCCUCAGGGUACAAAGCAUCGAAAGACCAGGAUGAAGACGUCCAAGUAAGAGAGAAAGUACGAGCAACAGUGUUGUCACCAUCAGAUUUGGCGAUUGUGAAGUUGGGAGCCGUAGAUAAAAAUCAUUUUGAAAUUUUGGCUGUCGACGACGGGGGGGAAAGUGAUUGGCGUAAACCGUUAGUCGAUUACUUACGUAAUCCCGUGGGGUCGACAAAUCGAAAGAUAAAAUAUAGGGCCCUUAGCUACGUCUUGGUAAAUGAUGAAUUAUUCAAAAAGACGGUCGAAGGAGUGUUAUUAAAAUGCCUAGGAGAAAGUGAGGCAUAUGUGGUUGUGUCAAGCAUACAUAGCGGGGCGUGUGGGGCACAUCAAGCAGGCUUGAAGAUGAAAUGGCUCUUGAUGCGCUCAGGAGUUUAUUGGCCUUCAAUACUAAGAGAUUGCAUUGAAUUUGUUAAAGGCUGUCAAGAAUGCCAAUUACAUGGGGGCAUACAGCAUGUGCCUGCAAGCGAGCUGCAUACAAUUGUGAAGCCCUGGCCAUUUCGAGGAUGGGCUCUGGAUGUUAUAGGAGAAAUAAGGCAAGCCUUAUCGAAACAACAAAGGCAGAAAGAGAAAGUCGCCCGAGCCUACAAUAAAAAGGUGAAAGGUAAAGUGUUUGAUGUCGAAGAUCUGGUUUGGAGAGCGAUCCUGCUGAUGGACAGAAAUGAUAGAGUUUUGGGUAAAUGGUCCCCUAAUUGGGAAGGACCGUUUAAGGUUUUACAGGCCUUUUCCAACAACGCCUACGAGGUUGAAGAGUUGGCACCAGAUAGGAGAAUCUUAAGAGUGAAUGGAAAGUACUUGAAAAAAUAUAGGCCUCUCCUUCAAGAGGUCAAAAUUUUGGCAAACUAA
Messenger RNA from Lathyrus oleraceus (garden pea), 1056 nucleotides. RefSeq lists its product as uncharacterized. Gene Ontology annotation, molecular function: nucleic acid binding; RNA-DNA hybrid ribonuclease activity. Lineage: Eukaryota; Viridiplantae; Streptophyta; Magnoliopsida; Fabales; Fabaceae. The transcript is spliced from 2 exons. The record is from RefSeq and is a predicted model, not a curated record. Bases 1 to 1056 code for a protein of 351 amino acids.